AUGACAAAUGUCAUCUACCGUGCUUGGCCGGCGUAUCGACAGGGCCUGGUACUGGAAGAAGAUGACAACUAUGAAGAGCCUCUCAUUCAGGCCGCAUACAACAACGAUUUCAAUGCAUUCUACCAUGCUUACCGUGCUCGGCUGAGACGGAUCAGAGAAGAGUGGCAAGAGACGUUCCUGGCUGAUGGGAUGGCAUGCUUCACAGCGUGGCAGGCCAAGCUGACACGCAUAAUGAUGCACAGAGAACGCCAGGCCCCGUAUCUACAUCGUGGGCUACAGUGUCUGGAAGACCUGGCGUCCGCUCUUAGCACCGGCUUACCACCGUCGAGAGAGUAUUUACUCGUCUCCAUUGACAUCGAAGGCAACAUGACUGCUGGUAUCAACGCACUUGGCAUCUCCUCUCUCGACACUCAGCAGAUCUUCAACGACCAAGAAAGACUGACCGUCCACGAUGAGAACUAUGCCUUUACGAGCUACCGCCGGCACUCUCUUUUCUCCCCGACAACCAGGAUUACCACCGAAAUGCUACCACAGGUUCUCUACAACCUGUUGAACUCACACCCCAACAUCAUCCUGGUGGGACAUACUCUAUGGACUACCGAAGUUUGUAUGAUGGGCAGGUAUGGGUCGGCGAUAGAGUCGCUGCCAAACGUGAUUGGUACCGUUGACGUGGGACUGCUCCUUUCUCCUGUUGCUGGCUUGCUGAAACUGGGCAAGCUGAUCCUCGCCCACGACCUUCCGUUCCGGCCCGGAUCGCUCCACUGCGCCGGCAAUGACGCGCACUACACGCUGCAGCUGAUGCUGGCAGUGAUGCUCAAGAAGCUGGAUCAUCCGGACGGCACACCAAAGUCGGAGAGCCGCAUCGAAGCGGUGCGAGAAUUGGUUUUUCGGCCGCUGCCGACGCGUCGGGCGAUGGAAAGCAGUGAGAGCGAUGAUUGGGAACAGCAUAUGGAUGACAAUCUGGGCCUUGGUCUGUUUGCGGAACACCUUCUCAGUGCCGCCGAUGGUGCCAGCGAAGCGGCAGAAGAUCUCGUCAUGUCAGGCUCUGGCCCACAGAUCUCAACGAUCAGAGCCAUCUCGGACCUUUUGACCAGCUGGUCACGCACCGCCGUCCGACAGCAUGCUCAGCUAGGCAGUUCCUACCGCAUGUAG
Molecule: messenger RNA, 1152 nt
Organism: Saxophila tyrrhenica
Lineage: Eukaryota; Fungi; Ascomycota; Dothideomycetes; Mycosphaerellales; Extremaceae
Exons: 3
Coding region: 1-1152 (383 amino acids)
Source: RefSeq, a predicted model, not a curated record